Molecule: messenger RNA, 3910 nt
Organism: Hermetia illucens (black soldier fly)
Lineage: Eukaryota; Metazoa; Arthropoda; Insecta; Diptera; Stratiomyidae
Product: collagen alpha chain CG42342
Exons: 21
Coding region: 1086-3347 (753 amino acids)
Source: RefSeq, a predicted model, not a curated record
CCAGCAGCGGUAGACAAGACAGCCAGGCCCACCAUAGCAACCCACGAGCACAAGACGUACGUGCCGUAAUCCAGUGGGAAUGGGACGGGAAAGUUUGGAUGAUAGAGGAUGUGGGAUACAUUGCCACACUGCGGACACGGACCCCGAACUGUAGGGCCAUCCGUCGAGUAGCUACCACGGGACGACUAGAGUCAGUUGUUCCGCGGAUCUCUUGCAAGUUGGUUGGUUGUGAGAUUCAGAUCGUUCGCGUACACCGUGCCAUAGUGUUCUGCCGGAUUUUCCUCUCGAGAAAAUUUCCACCCAACCUUUCAGGAAUACGGAAAGGAAAGAAAAUCCUUUCGCAAUCGGAAUCGUCCCCUAAAUAUUUUUCAGAGUAUUCAGAUACGUGACGAACGUUGCUUCCCUUUGAUUUGUAAAUUCCUCCUGCUUAUUUGCGGGAAGAACGGAGUCCAACUCGUGAUUUUCGAGGUCAGGCAGGCUGGAGGACUCUGAUCCUUGUGGACGACGGUGCGGUUAUUUGUGAGUUCCGGAAUGAAACGUUCCGGACAUUGCGGUACCCUUGAUUAGUUCGUCGGUUUGCUUGGCCUGUCCGCCGCCCCAACCCGUUGUGUGGGCUCCGAAACAGGACGUCAGUACAGCACCGUGUGUGUUGGCAUAAAUUGCCAGACUAGCACCCUCGGGAUUAGCGUGCCAUUACCCAUCGAAUUUUACAAGUUGUGAAGCUCGAACUCGCACGCCUGAUUUCAUUCGUGGUUGCACGGUCCGUCUGAGGAGCGCCAGGACAAUGUUCGCGGGUCCUGCCAAGCCUCAGUCGCGGCGGAUUGGAUGAUGUUCGUCUCGCGAGCCACUAUGACGAUAUCUAUAAUGAUCCUGAUUGAUGCAAUUGCAACCAGAGUCAGUGCCCGUUGUAGUUGGUUUCGAGUGUGUCCUUGCCGUCGUCUCGGUCGUUUAUCCGCGGAGUUGUUGGAGUGAUUCUCAGAUUUCUAAUAGUUGGAAAGUCAGUUGAAAUUGGUUUCUAGUGCGCGCACUAAGGAAAAUUGAUAGCGUCAGUGGAGAGGGUCGUUUGCAGGCCACUUGAGGAAACGAUGCCUGGUGUCUUCCUUCCGAAGAUGAGUGAAAUGAUGCGUGCCAAGGAGAAGACGCCCGCUCGGUGCAUGGGCGACAAUCAUGAUAGUAGCGGCAGCUCGCGGUCGUCCGCGACUUUUUUGAAUAUCUUUUUCUAUUUAAUGUGCAUUAGUGCGUUAGGAUUAUCUUUAUACGCGAAUUAUCGCCAGACCCACGUCGAGGAGCGGAUACGACACUUACGCCACUUGGACGACCGACUGACCGCCCUCGAGGCCCAGUUGCUUGGCGGUGGAAAUACCGGUGCAUCGGUGGGUGCAUCGUCUGCAUCCUGGGGGCCAACUGGGGCAUCGUCAGCGCCGGUCGACUACACAAAUGUCGUGCGGAAACUUUCGAUGCAAGCCGAGGGCAUUCAACGCCUACGCCGCGACGUGUCGCAACUGCAUGCAAUCAGACGCCAGCAGCGUCAGACUUCGAUACAAUCAUCCCAAGAAUGUACCUGUCCGCCAGGCCCACCAGGUCCACCUGGCAAAAGAGGAAAGCGAGGUAAAAAGGGCGACCCAGGAGAAGCAGGACCGCAGGGGUCACCAGGUCUGCCUGGGGAGCACGGUCCGCUGGGCGCGAAGGGGCAGAAAGGUGAUCGCGGCAUUAUGGGUCCCAUCGGACUGGACGGGCCAAAAGGCGACGCUGGCAAACCCGGUGAUAAGGGUCAAAAAGGUGACGUAGGACAUCCCGGAAUUGAUGUGUUUCAGACAGUCAAGAGAUCGGUGACCACGUUACGCGGAGGUUCGCUGGGAAUCGCGGAAAUCGUGGCUGUGAAGGGUGAACCAGGGGAACCUGGUCCGCCGGGUCCAGCAGGGCCACCAGGAGCCGUAGGUGCACCAGGUAGGGACGGUGAAACAGGACCACCUGGAGAAACAGGUCCUCCAGGACCUCAAGGGCCACCAGGAGAACUAGGUCCUAUGGGACCGCCCGGGAAGACCGGCGAACCCGGUUUGAAGGGUGACAAGGGAGAUAAGGGCGACAGAGGACUAACCACCACAAUUAAGGGUGACGAAUUUCCCACCGGCAUAAUUGAAGGACCACCAGGACCUCCUGGACCACCUGGACCACAGGGACCACCAGGUGAAAGAGGUGAAGUCGGACCGAUGGGCCCACCGGGACCACAAGGAGAGAAGGGACCGCGGGGUAAACGAGGAAAACGGAUAUUUGGACAAGGAGGAAAGGAUGACGAUUACGAUGAGCCCGGUGUGACGUUAUUACGUGGACCACCAGGACCUCCUGGAACUCCAGGAAACCCAGGCCGUGAUGGUAAGGAUGGCAAAGAUGGACAAAAGGGAGAGCGAGGUGAAGCGGGAGAGCCAGGCUCUUUAGGACCUCGUGGACUGGAUGGAUUACCUGGGGAGCCAGGUAUUGAGGGACCUCCCGGUUUGCCAGGAUAUCAAGGACCGCCCGGAGAAAAGGGAGAUCGAGGCGAUAUUGGACCACCUGGUUUGAUGGGUCCACCAGGUUUACCAGGCCCUCCAGGAUAUCCAGGCCAAAAAGGUGAUAAGGGCGAACGAGGUGAUUCGAAGUACAGGAAAAUGCGACGAAGACAAGACGAAGGAAUGGCUGAUGCGCCGCACUCCAUGACAGAGUAUGUUUUCGGUCCACCCGGACCACCAGGCCCUAUGGGCCCACCAGGACAUCCAGGUCUUCCAGGCGAGCCCGGUCUGAACGGUCGAAAAGGUGAUCGGGGCGAGAAGGGUAACAGAGGUGAACAAGGCCCAAUGGGAUUGCCGGGCCCGAUGGGAAUGCGCGGUGAUUCAGGUUCUUCGGGUCCAGUAGGAAAGCCUGGACAUCCGGGACCCCCCGGGCUUGACGGAAUGAAGGGUGCACAAGGCGAGACUGGACAAAAGGGAGAACGUGGGGAUCCUGGCUUACCAGGUACAGAUGGGAUUCCCGGUCAAGAAGGACCGCGCGGUGAAAAAGGCUCAAAAGGUGAUCCCGGACCGACUGGCAAACGUGGGCGGAAGGGAGAUAGAGGCGAUAAGGGUGAACAGGGCGUUCCUGGACUAGACGCUCCUUGUCCUUUGGGUUCAGAUGGACUUCCUCUACCUGGAUGCGGAUGGCGACCCCCAAAAGAGCCCGUGAUAUCUGCACCUAUACACAAAGACUACUUACCCGAUGUAACGGCACCGGACAAUGAGAGUGAUUACGAGCACGAAGAUGAGGAAGAAGAUCCUGGUGAUGCCGAAGAAGAGUACGAUGAGCUCUAUCAGGAUAAUAUCCAUCAUUCCGACUAGUUCAAAGUGCAAUUAAUAAUGAAAAAGAUGAGAUCCGUACACCAGAAAGAUUACAAAACUAGGAAUAUGAUGCCAUAGCGUCCAAUUAGUCAAUAGAAAACCAGACCAGAUUGAAAAAAAAAGAUCCAAUUGCGGACUGCACUCGCUCGAAACAUCCUUGGCUUAUCUACCUCCAUACUAACAUCACAAUUUCAACCGCCCGAUAACUGUUUCACAAAAGAAAAAAUAAUGGACUGGCUUCAUGAAUUGCAGAAUUUACAGAACUAGCGCAACUAAACCGCAAAAGGAUACCCAACUACCCAAAAUCUGUUAUGAAGGAAGAUACUUUUCGCCCCGACCGAAAUAUAUCACCUCCCCCCACGGCCAUAUCUACGAAACGAGAUGGACAACUAUAGAUACAACUGACAACUAUAGAUACAACUGGGUCCCGAUUUGUAUACCAGACAACAAGCACGACAACAUACCAAUGAUUCAAUUCUACAUUAAAUUAUUUAAAUGAACGACCUCCUUCGCUGAUAUUGUUAUUAUUUCCUUUUCAUUAACUUAAGUAUUUUGUUAAUAAA